UUCCCCGGCAGUUUGACGCUCUCCGGUGAGAGAGGGAGCUCUGCUGGUGUUUUGGUCCAGUCGACCCCACUCACCAAAAUGACAGCGAGGAAGUCUGGGUCACGACUGGAGACCGAGAUAGAGCGGUGCCGCUCAGAGAGCCAGUGGGACAAGAUCCCGGAGCUGGUGCGACAGCUCUCGGCCAAACUAAUAUCCAACGAUGACUUAGGUGAGCUGUUGUUGGGGGAAUGCAAACUCCAGACGUACUUGAAGGAGAAUCCCAUCAAACAGGGUGCCAGUCCCAGAGGCCCACGACCCAAACUGGUGGAGGUCAGGAAGCACCUCACUGCUGCUCUGGACAGAGGAAACCUCAAGCCUGAUUACCUCCAGGAGACCAGCCUGCUGAUGGCCAAGCUCUGCUAUGUGGAGGGAGACUACAGAGAUGCUUUAGGUCACUACGGCAGGGUGAGCCUGGAUGACAUGCAGCUGGUGGGAGCUCCUGUGUACAGGUUGUCCAUGAUAGCGGAGGCUUAUGCUACUAAAGGCUUGUGUCUAGAGAAGGUCCCAGCUGCUUCUCCAUCUCUGUCCAAUAAGAACACUGGGUCUCCACUGUCCAAUAGGAACACAACAGAGCGGGACCAGGAAAUCAUCACCUGCUAUGAAAAAUCUGGAGACAUUGCUUUGCUCUACCUGCAGGAGGCUGAGAAGGCACUGUCAGCUGGGAUUCAGAACCGCAGCCCAAAGCCUGGUCCAACAGCCCAGGACCAGGAACUGGGCUACUUCCUGGAGACGGGCCUGCAGAGAGCCCAUGUCAUCCACUUCAAGAACGGCAACCUGACACAAGGUGUGGGCAGGUUUCGGGAGAUUCUUCGGGCUGUUGAGACGAGAACCACCCAGAACCUACGCAUGACCAUUGCCAGACAGCUUGCAGAGAUCUUGCUCAGAGGAAUGUGUGAACAGAGCUACUGGUCUCCUCUGGAAGACCCGCCCACGGUGUCGCCCCUAGACGAUCCCACACGGCAGGGACACACUCACAGCAAGAACUACAGCCUGAGCCGACGCCCACGGGUGUACUCAGGAGAGAAUCUGUUUUGCCCUCAGGAAAACACAGAAGAAGCUUUGCUGCUGCUGCUCAUCAGUGAAUCAAUGGCUAACCGUGACGCCGUCCUGAGCAGAAUUCCUGAACACAACAACGAUCGGAUCAUCAGCCUACAGUCUGCCUCUGUGGUGUACGACCUGCUGACUAUAGCUCUGGGCAGGAGGGGGCAGUAUGAGAUGUUGUCAGAGUGUUUAGAGAGAGCCAUGAAGUUUGCCUUUGAGGAGUUCCAUUUGUGGUACCAGCUCGCCUUGUCGCUAAUGGCUGCUGGAAAAUCAGCUCGUGCUGUUAAGGUCCUUAAAGAAUGCAUUCGUCUGAAGCCUGAUGAUCCCACCAUCCCACUGCUCGCUGUCAAACUGUGUAUCGGACCUCUGCACUGGCUGGAUGAAGGGGAGUGCUUUGCAAAGAUGGUGAUUGACAUGGGAGAAAAAGCAGCUGAGUUCAGAGCCAAAGGCUACUUGGCCAUCGGCCUGGUGUACAGCCUCAAAGCCACUGAUGCAUCAUUGCGGAGCACACAGGAGGAGUACCAGAGGAAAGCUUUGGGAGCCUUUCAGAGAGCUCAGAGUCUGUCUCCUACUGAUCAUCUGGCUGCCUUCUACUUGGCGCUGCAGCUCGCUGUGUCCAGACAGAUCCCCGAGGCACUAGGCUAUGUUCGACAGGCACUGCAGCUUCAAGGAGAUGACGUCCACUCCCUCCAUCUGCUGGCCCUGCUUCUCUCUGCCCAGAAACACUACCACGACGGCCUCAAUAUUAUAGAGAUGGCUCUGUCUGAGUACCCCGAGAACUUCAAUCUGCUGUAUACCAAGGUGAAGCUGGAGGCCAUGUGUAGAGGACCAGAAGAAGCUCUGCUAACCUGUAAACACAUGCUGCAGAUCUGGAAGAGCUUUUACAACUUGACCAACCCCAGUGAUUCAGGGCGUGGCAGCAGCCUGUUGGAUAGAGCCAUAGCAGACAGACGACAGCUCAACGCCAUGACUCUGCCUGACUUCAGUGACCCUGAGACUGUCUCAGGUUCUUCCUCCUCUCAGUCUGGUUAUGAACCAGUCUCCCCCACCUCUCCAUCCACCAUCUCCACUCUCUCCUCUCCGCUGUCCUCCCCUUCCUCCCCCGUCCUCAUCCUCCAGUCUCCUCCUCCACCCAAAAACCCAUCCUUCCUCCCCUCUUCCCCUCCCUCUUCUUUUUCUCCUCUUCCUCCUCCUCCCACCAAGACCAGGACUCACUCCUUUUGCAACCACGUCGCUCUCCGCCAGCUCUCCUCCAACUGCGGCCUUCAGGACGCUAACACUCUUGGUUUUUCCUCCAUGUUUUCUGUUUGCUCGGUUCAUGCUACGUCCAUAGCAGCCAGUCGUGUGGAGCAGGCUCUGUCUGAGGUAGCCUCCUCCCUGCAGAGCAGCGCCCCCAAACAUGGACCCCUGCACCCCUGGAUGACGCUGGCUCAGAUCUGGCUUCAUGCAGCUGAGGUGUACAUCGGCAUGUCCAAACCAGCUGAAGCCACUGCGUGCACACAGGAAGCCGCCAACCUCUUCCCCACAUCCCAUAAUGUGCUGUACAUGAGGGGCCAGAUAGCCGAGCUGAGGGGCAACAUAGACGAAGCCAAACGCUGGUACGAGGAGGCGCUGUCCAUCAACCCGACCCACGUCAAGACCAUGCAGAGACUGGGUCUGAUUCUGCACCAGCUGCAGCGCUACAGUCUGUCCGAAAAAGUCCUGAGAGACGCCGUUCAGGUCAACAGUACGGCUCAUGAUGUGUGGAACAGUCUAGGUGAGGUGUUACAGGCUCAGGGAAACUCUGCUGCUGCUACAGAGUGUUUCCUCACCGCCUUGGAGCUGGAGGCCAGCAGCCCCAUCCUGCCCUUCACCAUCAUCCCCCGAGCGCUAUGAGACACACACACACGCACACCUUCACACUUAGAGCCUCAGUUCUGUAGCACAGUGGCACAAACGAUGGACCUGCAAGCUGCACUCUCCCCAAACACACAGCGCAUGUCUGCAUGCCACUAACUCCCACCUGCACAAAGUCGCACUGCCGUCAGACACACACACACACACACACACACAACGCUGUAUAUACAUGCAACAACACAAAUAAAGCAUACACAGACGCUUCCUUCUGCCCACCCACAAUGCCUUGCUGUGGCUGUGACCCCCUGACCGUGUGUGUGUGUGUGUGUGAUUUAUUGUCGUGUGUGUGUCCGUCUGCGCUGUUUGCGUGCCCCUUUGUGUCCCACAUCUGUGUGUGUGUGCCAACAUGUUAGUGUGUGGUUUCUGGUGCGCUUGUCUUCUCGUCCUGUUCGGAUGUAAAUAAAAUUCAGUUUGAGUCUCAGCUCUGCAUCACAAGCCCAACAUUCUGUUUACACGCUGUUUAGUCCAGAAAAUUCACCCGUACAGCCAGAAAAUCUGACAGGAACGGAUCAUUGAUGUUUCAUUUGUGAGCCAAAUAUACACUUUAUACACACACACACACACACACACACACACUAGUGACAGUCAUGUCUUAAAGAACCCACUGGAGCAUCGGCAGACCCGAUCAACAGAUCACUGAGGAGUCAAUCAGUCAGUACAGUUGAAAUGCCAAAACACACGAUGCAUCAACACACACACAGAAAGUCUGAUUUAUCGUAGCUCACGCUGAAGGAACGGUUGAACUGAAGCGCUCCUGAUCUUCUGUGUGCAGGUUUUAGACACUCCUGGUUUUGUUUCAUGUUCUCAGAUUUUGUAAGUUCUCAUAGUUUCUGCAGAAUUGUCUGAUUUUGACCAAUAGCAAACAUUCAGAUGACGGGUUUUAGUGCGAUCGGAUCCGGUUACAGCAGCUGCACACCUAAAAACUCACAGAAGAACAGAUGAGCUCCUGUCCACCCCUCCUGUUAUAACCUGUUACAGUUUCUGAAAAAAAUCAGAUUUUCUGUUGUGUGUAAAUGCAUCUGCAGUGACUGUGUUGUCUUUGUGUUCUGUUUUUUUUUUCAAUAUUGAUUUUGGAUUAUAAAUACAAAGAAUUAUUGUUGUAUAUUUGAUUGUUCCAAGUGUAUUAUUAUUGUUAUUAUUUUAGAGAGUAAAUUAUAAUUCUAUUUUCCGGAGAGCGAUGUUACUGAGAUGCUGUCGGAGGGAAUGAAAGGAUGAACUGAUCCAGUUUGUUGUCAGUCAGUGAGUCUUUUGUGCUGUAAAUGAAUGACUGAAAUUAGAAUGAUAACAAUAAGAAGAUGACAAUAAAAGUGGCUCUGAAGAACUCUGA
Acanthochromis polyacanthus (spiny chromis) is the source of this 4303-nucleotide messenger RNA. RefSeq names its product tetratricopeptide repeat domain 7B (gene ttc7b). The transcript has 23 exons. Gene Ontology annotation, cellular component: plasma membrane. NCBI's taxonomy places the organism in Eukaryota, Metazoa, Chordata, Actinopteri, Pomacentridae. Gene Ontology annotation, molecular function: protein binding. The record is from RefSeq and is a predicted model, not a curated record. The coding region runs from base 79 to 2955 and encodes 958 amino acids. Gene Ontology annotation, biological process: protein localization to plasma membrane; phosphatidylinositol phosphate biosynthetic process.